Hemibagrus wyckioides is the source of this 1268-nucleotide messenger RNA. RefSeq names its product dual specificity phosphatase 19b (gene dusp19b). The record is from RefSeq and is a predicted model, not a curated record. The coding region runs from base 322 to 924 and encodes 200 amino acids. Gene Ontology annotation, cellular component: cytoplasm. Lineage: Eukaryota; Metazoa; Chordata; Actinopteri; Siluriformes; Bagridae. Gene Ontology annotation, biological process: regulation of MAP kinase activity; protein dephosphorylation. The transcript has 4 exons. Gene Ontology annotation, molecular function: JUN kinase phosphatase activity.
UUGUGUCUCGCUUCACUCGUCAUGAGUUCAGCAGCAGAUUGACUUCAAUUGAAAAUAAGGCGUAGAACAGUAAAGCAGCGGUUAAUAUUGCUAUGGCAACAACGACGUUUCUGAUUGGCUGAAAUCCCGUGCUAAAAAAUAAUGGAACUAGUUACAGGAAAAAUAAGGUCGUUUUUGCUCUUAAACGCAGAGCUGCUAGUGUGCUAGAGUUUACAUCCGGGAAUCUGUGUAUUUGGAGAAACCUCGUUUUUGUUUGUUUUAUUUGCUAGAGGGCAGUUCUUAGGCGUAAAGGGGAGAAAAAGCAGCUUGAUUUUUUUCAGCAUGCAGUCCUUCUCGCACGAGCUGCAGAAUUUCUCUCGAGCGCGCCUCAAAAAACAGAGCACGCGCAUCACUACAGCAACCGGGAAGGUCCUUGUGGAAACGCGAAGCGCCGACGACGGUUAUAUAACAGUAGUCGCAGAGGAGAGCGCCGCCUGCGGGUUUGUCCAAGAUAUGUGUUUAGACCUUCAGGUGGGAGUCAUUACUCCCUUUCUCCUGCUCUCCUCACAAGAUGCCGCGAGUGACAUUGAGACUUUGAAAAAGUUCAAGGUAACUCACGUGUUGAAUGUUGCCUACGGAGCAAUGAAUUCCUUCCCUGAGCAGUUUAUCUAUAAAAAUGUGUCCAUGUUGGAUCUGUCAGAGACAAAGCUCACCUCCUACCUUCCACAGUGCUUUGAGUUCAUUGAUGAGGCCAGAAAACAGGAUGGAGUCGUGUUGCUCCACUGUAACGCGGGUGUGUCCCGCUCUGCCUCGAUCGCCAUCGCUUAUCUGAUGGCGAACGAGAAGAUUCCGUUUGACGAUGCGCUUAACCGAGUCAAAUCAGCGCGACCUUCAGUACAGCCGAAUGCUGGAUUCCUCGUUCAGCUGAAGGAAUAUCAACCGUGAUUCACAAUGAUCACUUACUGCCGUUGCAGCUCUUUAUGCAGUUUGGACAUUUCAAAUUUAACACUUGUAUUUAAUACUCAGAUUUCUGUAAACUGCAGCAAGCUGAAACGACAUGUUAACAGCAACUGCAGAACUGCUGGUUCAGAUAAUUCAUAUAUAGAUUUUGUGUAUGAAUUAACAACUUAAUGAAAAGAUUUAAGUUUUACUCGUGUUUGAAUCCACAUUAGCUAUGGUAGAUUUUAGGUUGCAACAUUAAUAAGGACUCAAGCCAGCAGCAUCUGUUACAUUUGAUCUGAGAUAGCUUGCUGAUAUGAUCUUUGUCUUGCAUCUUGAAUAAAAAAAAU